AUCAUCUCUGACCUGGAGUCGUGGAACGAGGAGCUGACGGGUCAGAUGAAUGAUUUUGACACGGAGGACCUGACGGUGGCGGAGCAGAGGCUGCAGCACCACGCCGACAAGGCCCUGACCAUGAACAACCUCACCUUCGAUGUCAUCCAUCAGGGACAAGAGCUGCUGCACUUUGUCAACGACUUCCAGGCUUCUGGUGUCGUGCUGCUCUGCGAUCGCGAUGUGGACAUGGCCACUCGGGUCCGAGAACUGCUGGAAUUCCUCCACGACAAGCAGCAGGAGCUGGAUUUAGCAGCCGAGCGGCACCGCAGACACUUGGAGCAGUGUGUGCAGCUGAGACACCUGCAGGCUGAGGUCAAGCAGGUUCUGGGCUGGAUUCGUAACGGCGAGUCGAUGCUGAACGCCGGCGUCAUCACAGCCAGCUGCCUGCAGGAAGCCGAGCAGCUGCAGCGCGAGCACGAGCAGUUCCAACAUGCCAUUGAGAAAACCCACCAGAGUGCUCUGCAGGUCCAGCAGAAGGCAGAGGCUUUACUCCAGGCCAACCACUACGACACCGACCUGAUCCGAGACUGUGCGGAGAACGUGGCUUCCCACUGGCAGCAGCUCAUGCUGAAGAUGGAGGAUCGGCUCAAGCUGGUCAACGCCUCCGUGGCCUUCUUCAAGACCUCUGAGCAGGUUUGCAGUGUGCUGGAGAGCCUGGAGCAGGAGUACAAGAGAGAGGAGGACUGGUGCGGGGGCGGAGACAAGCUGGGUCCCAACUGUGAAACGGACCACGUCACCCCAAUGAUCAGCAAGCACCUGGAGCAGAAGGAGGCCUUCCUCAAGGUGAGCCAGAACCCCAUCAGAGCAAAGCUGGAAGACCCACUGGGGGUUGUCCUAAUGCACGGGUCAAAGUCAAGGCCCCGGCCCGAAUCCGGU
Molecule: messenger RNA, 918 nt
Organism: Oryzias melastigma (Indian medaka)
Lineage: Eukaryota; Metazoa; Chordata; Actinopteri; Beloniformes; Adrianichthyidae
Product: triple functional domain protein-like
Exons: 5
Biological process (GO): axon guidance
Cellular component (GO): cytoplasm
Molecular function (GO): guanyl-nucleotide exchange factor activity; protein binding
Source: RefSeq, a predicted model, not a curated record